GAAUUAUUAAUAAAGAUUAAAAGGUUUUUUUUUCAGAAAAAUUUAGAUCAAGAUGGUGUUGGCUGAUCUUGGUCGUAAAAUAACGGCCGCCCUUCAUUCCUUGGGAAAGGCAACGGUUAUUGAUGAGGAGGUUUUGAACUCUAUGCUGAAAGAAAUCUGCGCUGCCCUGCUCGAAGCUGAUGUUAAUAUUAUGCUGGUUAAACGUCUCAGGGAGAACGUGAAGAAAGCUAUAGACUUUGACGAGGUUGCUCAGGGAUUAAAUAAAAGAAUUAUAAUUCAACAGGCUGUGUUCCAAGAGUUGGUUCAGCUAGUUGACCCUGGUGUUAAGCCCUACCAGCCCAAGAAGGGUAAAGCCAACGUGAUCAUGUUUGUUGGUCUGCAAGGAUCUGGUAAGACGACGACCUGUACGAAGCUAGCUUACUAUUACAAGAAGAAGAAUUGGAAAGCGUGCUUGGUGUGCGCAGACACUUUUCGUGCAGGCGCGUACGAUCAGCUCAAGCAGAACGCAACCAAGGCUGGUAUACCGUUCUACGGGAGCUAUACAGAGGUUGACCCAGCUGUUAUAGCUGGUGACGGGGUAGACAUGUUCAAGAAGGAAGGUUUUGAGAUUAUUAUUGUUGAUACGAGUGGACGUCAUAAACAGGAGGAGAGCUUGUUUGAGGAGAUGUUGGCAGUUUCUAACGCAGUAGGACCUGACAAUGUCGUCUUCGUUAUGGACGCUAGCAUUGGUCAGGCGUGUGAAGCACAGGCGAAGGCGUUUAAAGACAAGGUUGAUGUUGGUAGCGUUGUAAUCACUAAACUGGACGGACACGCUAAGGGUGGUGGUGCACUGUCUGCCGUAGCAGCCACAAAAUCUCCAGUUAUCUUUAUCGGAACUGGAGAACAUAUUGAUAAUCUUGAGAUGUUCGAGGAAAAAGCUUUCAUAUCUAAACUGCUGGGGAUGGGAGAUAUUCAGGGUUUGAUGGAUAAAGUGAAGGACUUGAAUAUGGACGAGGAACAGAUGAUGAAGGAUAUACAGAAAGGAAGAUUCACACUCAGGAACAUGUACGAGCAGUUCCAGAACAUCAUGAAGCUUGGACCAAUCAGCCAAGUUAUGGGAAUGAUUCCAGGAUUAUCCUCCGUCUUCGGACAAGCAGGAGGUCAGGUGUCUGAUCAGGAGAGUAUGAAGAGAUUAAAGAAACUGAUGACCAUCAUGGAUUCAAUGAACGACAAGGAGCUGGAUGAUAUGGAGGCUACUAAAACAUUUACCAAGCAGCCGACCAGGGUUACCAGGGUUGCCUGUGGAGCAGGAGUUACAGAGAUGGAGGUGCAUGCUCUCCUAGACCAGUACAAGAAGUUCUCUCAGGUUGUGAAACAGAUGGGAGGAGUCAAGGAACUUUUCAAGGAUGAAAAGCAGAUGAAGAACUUGAACCCUGCAAAGAUGGGGAAGGUGUACCAGAGUAUGGCGAAGGCAAUGGAUCCACAAAUGCUCAGGGCUAUCGGCGGUAUGUCUGGUAUUGAGAGUAUGAUGAAACAGAUGCAACAGGGCGGUCAACUUCCAGGAGGAAUGGGGAUGCAAGGUUUAGAGGCUAUGAUGAAGAAGAAAGGAAAGAAGUAGAGAAAAUAAACGAGUUCCCUGUGAUACCAGAGCCAGACAAAUUUUUAUAAAAUUUUGAAAUCUUUACAUAACAUUUCUAAAGGGUUGAAACUUAGAAAUAAUUGUCGAACAUGAACAACUGAUAUCUUGACAAAAUAUCUUAUUUUGAAAGGGUUACCCUAAAAGGAUGAGAAUUCAGAAACGAUUGUACUUCACGCAAUUUAUUUUGUUACUUCUAAUUGUUUUAGGUCGUCAUUAAAUAAAGUCUCAUCCGAUAA
This is a messenger RNA of Eurytemora carolleeae, 1854 nucleotides long. RefSeq names its product signal recognition particle 54 kDa protein (gene Srp54k). Gene Ontology annotation, cellular component: signal recognition particle, endoplasmic reticulum targeting; cytosol. The transcript is spliced from 19 exons. Gene Ontology annotation, biological process: SRP-dependent cotranslational protein targeting to membrane; SRP-dependent cotranslational protein targeting to membrane, translocation. The coding region runs from base 53 to 1597 and encodes 514 amino acids. The record is from RefSeq and is a predicted model, not a curated record. Lineage: Eukaryota; Metazoa; Arthropoda; Copepoda; Calanoida; Temoridae. Gene Ontology annotation, molecular function: ATP hydrolysis activity; GTP binding; GTPase activity.